GCCGGAGCUUCCCACGGACGACUGUGCUGCUCGUGAUCAAGGGCAGUCAGGCACUUGCAGUCACACGUCCGGUGGUACGAUGUGCACGCCCUGAGGCUUACUAUGUACAUAUGAUGAAGCGCCUGGCCCUGCGCGUGGAUGCACAGACGGCGGAGUCGCUGCUGAUGCAGGCUCCAAAGGACCCAGAGAAGGAGACCCGGGCAAACAAGGCAGUGAAGUCCGUGCGGCGGCGCAAGCGACGCCCAUUUGAGAUCUGCCUGCCUCUCAUGGACGAGGCCGCGAGGCUGGUGCUCCACACCGAGGAGCUGGCUCGUACAGGUGCGAGAGUCACCUGCUUGAGCCUGUUGAAGAUCGACAACCUCCGCGUAAGAGAAGCAGCCAUGGAGGCCUUCAACGGAGAGAUGCUGCCCUGCCUGGUGGACGGCCUGCAGUCCGCUUGGGCAGCAGUGGCAGCAGCCGUGCGCGGCAAAAACGCCUCAGCCCUCCGGUCUGCGUUGAGCAAGGAGGAGGACAUCUUGGACUUUGUGGCUGAGCUCCUUAAGCUGGGGCUACCUUGGGUGAACAAGGCUGUGGCGGACUCCUUCGUGACUGGGCUGAUGCUGCCCCAGCUCUUCGUGCUA
Symbiodinium pilosum is the source of this 620-nucleotide messenger RNA. The record is from the annotation of a GenBank genome assembly. NCBI's taxonomy places the organism in Eukaryota, Dinophyceae, Suessiales, Symbiodiniaceae.